Messenger RNA from Hydatigera taeniaeformis, 2676 nucleotides. NCBI's taxonomy places the organism in Eukaryota, Metazoa, Platyhelminthes, Cestoda, Cyclophyllidea, Taeniidae. The record is from the annotation of a GenBank genome assembly.
AUGAAGCCUCAUCAUUAUCAGGAGUGUGGAUCGAAUCUGCCGCCCACAUCAGUGGGUUGUGUUGACUUGGCAUCACUAAGCUCUCCUUCUGCUCAUUCCGCCCAUUUCUACUUGGGAAGCUCCUCUGGUGGUGGCGCAUGUGAUCAUCUUCUGACUGAAUUAGAAAUCAAUUCUAAAAUGAAUGGCAGUUCUCAAGCUCAAUUUUCUGUAGGGGAACCAAUUGAUCCUAUUAUAAAACGGCCUGGCUCAAAUCGCGAUUUCCGUGAUGAAGACCUGAAACACGCCUUGGAUUUGCUUUCGCGAGAUGACUCUGGUGACGUUGCUUCAGCUGCCGCCUACCUUUGUCAUUUAUCUUAUCAAAACCCUGAAGUCAAGCGAAAAGUUGCGGAUUUUGGUGGUAUUGAGUCGUUUUCAAGACUGCUGCUUUCCUCCAUUCAAAUAGUCAAGAAAUGUGCCGUUUCUGCUUUGCGAAACUUAUCUUACGAGUGUACCCCAGAAAUUAGGAAUAGGAUGGAUGAUUCGUCGGUGAUUUCUAAUUUAUUUGUUUUGUUGAAUGAACUCAUGGAUGAAGACGUUUCACCUUCGCAGCUCUCAAUGAAUUUAAAUCAAUCUACUGUUGAAGCGGCUACUGCUACGCUUUGCAAUUUAUCCAUAUACCCCGAAUUUAAGGAUACGAUUAGUAGAAACGGGGUGCCAUGCUUAAUUAAGAAUAUAAUAUUGCCUUAUUCAGGAAUUGCACGAGAUGUAAAUACUUCUACUAAAAAUGAAAGGUCGGCAGAGACGUACGAACUUCCAACUUUUAUCUAUGCAACAGGAACGAUCAGAAAUGUUCUUGUCGAAGAUGCAGAAUGUCGUCAUCGUCUUCGGGAAUCCCUGGGUUUUGUAGCUGCUCUUAGUCUCGUCUGCUCUCACUGUGUUGAAAAUUAUGCUUUUGAUGGCAAGGCUUUGGAGAAUUGCGCUUUGGAGAAUUGCGUGUGUAUUCUGCGGAAUCUAAGUUUCGCCCUGCAAGAGGUGCGCGAUCCCGCCUACCUCGUGCGUCGAGAGACGGCCUAUUCCGUUGCAGCUAUUACUCCUAUAGCUGAGAACCGACUUGCUUUUAAGCAUCCACACCUGGCUCUGAAAGGACAUCAACGUGGUAUCGUGAUGAAUUUGAGGAAGACACCAUCGGCUAAUAUAUGGAUGGGCGGAGGACCAGAUUAUCUGGAUAGGCCACCGUCAAACUUGGAGUCGAUUCAAGGUAGCCGGUUGCUUUGGGCCAAAGACCUGAUCGAAAACUAUAUUUCUAUACUUCGCCACUCAACGAACCUUGUUAUUUUGGAGGCAACUGCUGGUGCCAUACAAAAUCUCACAGCUUGUGACUGGGAACCCAGUGCGGAAGUUCGCUCCUUUGUGAGACAAUUAAUUUUGCCCAACUUCUUUUACGCAAAGCGCUUCCUUAAAGACAACUUUGUCUCCACUUGCCUUGUUAAGUUUCGCACCGGCGACAACGUGCUGGUUCUGGCGGCUCCAUUGAUUUCGGAAGAUGACAGCGUUGUCUUAACAACUGCAACUGCGCUGAGAAAUGUGGCGGAAGAGGAGAGCCUGCGGAGUUUAGUAGCUUUUUAUGGAAUGCGUCUCUUGAUUGCACGUUUACCGGUGCUGCAAGCGGCCAGCACUAUCGAUGGGGAAAUCGUCGUACCCACUCAUAGCAUUGUCAGUCUGCACACCGCUUCUGCCAUCCUUGCCGCCCUCUACGUCCUUGUCAAAGCUGACUCUGAGCGUGCCUUACUGUUUCUCGAUUGUGGAGGAGUUCAGCCCUGCCUAGCAAUCGCACACACGGGUCUUUACGUUGAUCCCACGGAUCCAAUCCCUUCUAACCGAGAUAAGACGGUUCGUUUCGCGCGUUUUCUUCUCCAGACUCUUUGGGCUCAACGAGACUUGCAAGAUCGCUUCAAGAAGGCUGGCUUGCGGGCAACUGACUUCUGUGUCCACGAGCCAAUCAUUCGUGAGACUCUAAAGCAUUCUCUCACUACAGUGGUUCGGCCUUCGUUAGAUACUCCGAAGCGAGCAGACAAAGAGGAUUGCGGAUCCCCCAGGAAAGAAGCAAAACUGCAGGGCGAAGAUGAAUCUCACCUUCAUAGUGUCGUACAAAAUAGUUUGCCACCCGCGGAGUAUAUUAUUGCGAUCGUGUCUUUCACUUGGUGGCUUCACUACCUAUUACAGCCGCCCUCCAUCGCACCACAACCCUCUUUGCAUCCCACAAGCAGACGAAUGUCGCGUCUAAGCGUCGUUCCGGAAGCAUCGUUGCGAUCUACGCCUCCCAGUCGGUCAUCGCUAUCGAAAAACGUUCCAGUUAGUCCUCAAAAGAAAGGAUAUUUUUCCCAGUUGAAUGUUCCUGAAAUUAUUGCAGUGCAUCCAAGUCCAAGGCGAGAACUCCAAAUUGAACGAAGUGUCAGUCCAUUUUUGCGACCUUCAGCGUCAAAUGUCGACAUCAAGUCCUUAUCUUCGGCCAAAAGUCAAAACCAACUCUAUUUGGGGCAGCAGGGUUUACAGGGGCCCUUAUCUAAGAGUUCCAACAGUGGAAUCCACUACAGUUCCAGUGCCUUUGGUGUGCAACACCUGCAAGAGUGGUGCUCGGAGGUAGGGCGCAGCCCUUCGCAAAUGACCCACUCCGAUGCUUUAUCGAGUGAGGAAUGA